This is a messenger RNA of Diatraea saccharalis (sugarcane borer), 3695 nucleotides long. The record is from the annotation of a GenBank genome assembly. NCBI's taxonomy places the organism in Eukaryota, Metazoa, Arthropoda, Insecta, Lepidoptera, Crambidae.
UUUCUGGAACAUGUCUGGAACUCCUAUUUGCGUUGAUUUUCGUUAUACGUAGCUUAUAAGAAAAAAAAAGAAUUUAAACACUUAUUAACAUAUGGGCUAAUAAAACGAGAUUCGUAGUUUUGUUUAUUGUAAUGAAAAUUGAGUUAUAUUGCUAAAGUUUUUUUCUAAUAUUUGGAGGAUACUAAUGGUAAUAUAGCAGAAUGUUUUAACUGAUACCUAAUGAAGUUGCAUAGAAUGUAAUCACAGUGAUUUACAUGUUUUUACUUAUUAGUUUGCAGCAACGAUAAAGGAUGGCUUGUAUUGAAAAUAUACCACCGGCUAAUGCUGAUUCAGAAAUGGAAGAGGGUGAAAUCGUUGAUGAUUUAGAUGACCUUUCUGAUAUAUCGUCUGAGGAAGAAUUUUUGCUUCGUCAGAGGUUACAAGUUCUAGAAAAUUAUAACAAUGUUCUUGAAAGAAAGAAAGCCAAGACUUCUUUUAGUGAACCUGGUGCAUGUAGAAUUACAGAUACUGUGUCACAUGAUUUAUCUGAUAUUUCUGAUAAAGAAGAUGAAUACCCUAGAUUUUUAGUUGAAAAUAAAAAUUAUAAACAGGAACAUGUAAGUAUUCAUCGUAAACAUAAAAAAAGAAAAGAAUCAACCAUAUCUAAUGUUGGAAAAAAUAAAGAGCAUAAGAAAAAGUCACAUCGUACUAAGAAAAGAUCUGUGGCAAAAAAUAUAAGUGAAUCAAGUGAAGAAUCUGAGGAUGAAUACAGAAACAAAAGGCGUAAAUUAGCUAAUGCAGUCUCAGUCACUAAAGACAAAAAUGACAUUUCUUCAUUAAAAGAUAGAUUAGAGAAAAUGUUGUGUGGUAAUCAAAACUAUGAGCCAAUUAAAGAAGGAAUUGAAGAAAACAUAAUUUUUGAUAUCACAAAGUCUUUGGAUUGGUCUCUUAAUGCAUCUGGUAAUUCCAAUAACAAUGACCUUUCCAAUAAGAACAUUGAUGAAAAACACAUUUCUAUUGAUGUUUUAGACUCUAAAGUAAAUGAUAUAAUUGAUUUAUGUAAAGAUGAUACAACAUUUUCAAGCAAUAUAACUGGAAAUGAUUGUGUUGAUUCUGUAUUUGUAGAGAAAAACAAUAUAGAGACAAAAAAGGAUGCAACCACAGAUUCUGAUGAAGAUUUAGAAUUAUUGAGACAACAUGCUCUAAAGACUAAAGUUACUAAAUUAAAAACAGAACAACCAAAUCUAGAUGUUGAAGUGUCUCAAAAGAAACCUCAAAAUAUUUCAGAAGAUGAAGAUAGUGAUACAGCUGAAUUAAGAAUUAUUUGUCUCAAAUCAGCCCUUUUGAAGAAGGCUAUUGAAGCAAAGCAAAAACAAAGGCUAAGAAAAAGAUUAUCGCAAUCUUUUCCAGAUGAAUUCCAAAUUCAAGACAGUAAUAUAUGCAAUGAAGUUGAAGCUGAUAAUAAUACUGAUAUAGAAUCUGUUGAUAUGGAUAUAGGGUCAGAUGGUGAUGACAAACUUAAAGAUUUAUCCAAUAAUUAUGGUAUAAUUGAAGAAACAAAACGAGAAGUAGUAUCCGAAAAAGAGAACAAUGCUCUAUCUGACAUUCCAAUGGCGAAAAAAUCUAAAGAGGAUGAAAUGGAUGAAGAUGAGGAUUUACUGCGUGCCAAAUUGUUAACUUCUCUGAGUAAAAAUUUACCUAAUCUAAUACAUCCUAAUAUAAUAAAUAAUAUCGAUGAUGUCAAAUCCAAAACAGAACUAUUAAAUAGUAAAACGAGUACAGCACCAGAAGAAAAACCAUUUAUUAUUAAAUUAGGUGAAUCAGAUUCUGAAGGUGAACAUGAGGCGACAAAAAAUUUGACUAAAAUGCAUAUGAAAUUAUCAGAACAAGUUGAUUUUCAACAAAAACUAGAUUUAUUUUUAAAGUCAACACGUAUGGAAGUAGAAAAGAAAACUUUACCUGAUGUUAUCCAAAGACCACUUGAACAACCGAAGUCUACUCCAAAGUUUGUAGCUAAGGCUGUAAAACAUUUACCUAAAUCUGAACAAAUUGAAUACAAAAAUUUAGUGAAAAGGAUGGCUGAAUUAGAAAAAAUAAAACAAGCAAGACAGACCUCUAUGAAUUUAAAUAAAAUGCCUGUACAAGCAAAAGAUACUUUGAAACCGCGUAAUGUAACCAUAGACACUAUAAAAAAUAAUGCAAUUGAGAACUUAGAAGAGCAAAUUGCUUCAUCACGAAAAGUGAUUGCUGAGGAGUCCUCAAAAAUGUUAAAACUGAAAGAAGAGGCAACUAAAUUAACUCAAAAAUAUAAAAUAGUUGAGACUGAAUUAAGAAACAUAUCAACUGCUAUUACAUUUAAUAAAAAGCAACAAAAGGCAAUACAAAACAAAUUAUCAACAAUUAGACUGCAACAUCAAAUGCUUUUGAAAAGAUCAUCUUCUCUUAAACAUUCCAAAAUAAACAUGCCAAAUGUAAAUAAAAAUAAUAUUAAAAGUAUGUCAAAUGUAAAAUUACAAAAAGAAAAUAAUCCAAGAAAAGAAGAAUAUAAGAAUCCUCAACUUUUAAAAGCAGUAAAAGUUAGUGUCCAUAAUGAUUUGAAAGAGGAUAACACAACAAAUGCAAUGUUGUCCGUUCAGAUUGACGUUAGUAAUAAUAAGAAAGUUGUAAAAAUGCCAAAAUGCACUAUGAAAGAAAGGACAGUUGAUAUUAAUAAUGCUGAAAAACCAAGUGAACUGAAUGGACUAGAAAAAAAUGAUACCCUUCAUCCUGAGGUGGAAAAAGGUGGUGGGAUGGAUAUAACAGUUCAAGACACCACUAUUGAAAAGUCUAUUAUUGAUGAUUAUAAAUCACCAUUAGAGUCAUUACAUGGAGGAACCUGGGCGGAGGAUCCCAAUAGUUUUCUCUGCCCGUUCGAAGUUGGCGGCAUCUGCAAGGACCCCGAUUGCAAAUACUUACACCCGAAAAUCCCUUCUGCUCAAUGACAUUCACGUUCAUACACAAAACAGCCAUAAACACCACAUCCAUACAUAUAUCUAAACAUGUCACACAAAAUACUGUUCACCCCUCUCUUGGACCUGUUGAGGAAUCGACAAUUAUAUGUAAAGUAUAUGACACACAUUUUUUACAUCAUUUGUCGUAAUUCUUUAUUUUUGUGUACACAUUAAUUUGUAUUUAUAGAGAAUCUUCGUAUCACAUUUGUUAUAUAAUAAUCUGAUAAGUUUUAUAUAAAGUGACCUAACCCCUUUGGUUCCACGUCGGCCAUAGAAUAUGAAUGUGAUAUUAGAUAAUUAUUUUAUUAAUCUUGCAUGGCUCUUACUUAUCGGCUAUUUUAUUAUAAUUGGUUUUAAAACGUGAUAUACUUCUUAUUAUUCUACUUUUUUUGUUAGUUUUGUUUUAUAAGUUUACGUACCUUUAAAUAAUAGGCUAUUUAUUGCGAGUCCCAGACUGCAGUAGCGAAGUUUAAUAUCGUAUCGAUAUGCAAUUUUAGUUGGAGAUCCAAAGGCGGGACCUGACGGCACCGGCAUUGGUAAGUUGCGAGUAACUUUAUUAGUGAGUAUGUGUAGUGUUCCCGUGGAUUUUGUUUGGAUAUCACGCGUUCCUAUUCCAACUACGGCACUAAAUGGUUAAUGAUUGUAUAAAAAAACAUAUUUUAUAUCUUCAAGUUUUAAAAUUGUACACACUGUAAAUUUUUUAAAAUAAAGACUUUAAGUUAUUGU